AUGAGCAAACAUCCACAAGUGCAGCAGAAGAUCAAGGUAGAAUUGAUGGAUGGCAAUGAUUAUAAACGACCGUUAUCAUUAGAUCGUCUUGAUUCACUUGUCUAUUUGGAUGCUGUUAUUAACGAAGUACUACGCUUUACUCCAAUCUCCGAUGGAACCUUUCGCACAUUGAUCGUCGAUGAUCGUCUGCCUGAGAGUGGCGUCCAAUUAUACAAAGGCGAACAAGUGUAUAUUUCCAUUCAUAAUCUUGCACAAGAUCCUCAGAACUGGUCAAUCGAUCCUAACGUUUUCUAUCCGGAGAGAUUCUUGGAAGGAGGCAAGCCUCUUCAUCCCUAUGCAUUCGUUCCCUUCGGUAGUGGCCAUCGUCAAUGUAUUGGACAAGAUUUAGCUCGAUUUGAGUUCAAGGUAAUCGCAGCAAGGUUGAUGCAAUAUGUCACUUUUCAUGAUGGUGGCCCUCAAGUUAACACUGGUGGACAAGUACAAACCAUUACCAUUAUGCCGAAACAUAUCGGUGUUAGUAUUACAUUCGACUGA
This is a messenger RNA of Rotaria sp. Silwood2, 534 nucleotides long. Lineage: Eukaryota; Metazoa; Rotifera; Eurotatoria; Philodinida; Philodinidae. The record is from the annotation of a GenBank genome assembly.